This is a messenger RNA of Peniophora sp. CBMAI 1063, 1132 nucleotides long. NCBI's taxonomy places the organism in Eukaryota, Fungi, Basidiomycota, Agaricomycetes, Russulales, Peniophoraceae. The record is from the annotation of a GenBank genome assembly.
AUGCAAGACGAAUUGCAAAAGGCGUAUCAGGCCUAUCAGCACGCGCUCUACUCGUUACCAAAUCCAAAGGAGAACCCGAAGCUUUGGUACGGCAUCGGCAUCUUGUACGAUCGCUACGGCUCGCUCGACAAUGCCGAGAAGGCGUUCGCGUCGGUGCUCAAGAUGGACAAGGACUUUGACAAGUCGAACGAAGUCCUCUUCUGCUUAGGCAUAAUCUACAAGCAGCAGACCAAGUACUCCGAGAGCUUGCGCUGCUUCGAGCACAUACUCCGCCAUCCGCCAAGCCCGCUCGCCAACGCCGAUAUCUAUUUCCAGAUUGGACAUGUCCACGAACAGCAGGGCCACUUCGACCGUGCUCGUGACGCCUACACGCGUGUAGUUCAGGAGAACCCGACGCACGCCAAGGUAUUGCAGCAGCUCGGGUGGCUUUACCACCAGGAUGGCACUUCGUUCCAGGACCAGGAACUUGCCAUUCAAUAUCUGACCGAGUCACUCGAAGCCGACCCUGGCGACGCGCAAAGCUGGUACCUUCUUGGCCGCGCGUUCAUGGCCGGCCAGAAGUACAACAAGGCGUACGAGGCAUACCAACAGGCGGUCUAUCGUGACGGUCGUAACCCGACAUUCUGGUGCUCUAUUGGUGUCCUCUACUUCCAGAUUAACCAGUACCGCGACACACUUGACGCCUACUCGCGUGCCAUCCGCAUCAACCCAUACAUCCCGGAAGUUUGGUACCACCUCGGCAGCCUUUACGAGUUGUGCAACAACCAAAUCGGGGAUGCGAUCGACGCCUAUGCACAUGCAGCUGAGCUGGGCCUAAGCAACGCCAGCAUCGCGGGCCGACUCCAAGUCCUCAAGCACUCGCAAGCGACAGGUGCCCAGGUCUCGGCGGCGCCUGCGCCACAAGACGUGCACCCGACCUUAUACGCCAACCCCGCACCGCCAGCGCUUGGUCCGCCUGGUGCUCUGCUUCCUAUGCACACUGGAGGUGGUUCCCGCCCGCCUUUCCAUGCCGACUCUCGUGGUCCUGCGGGCGAUAUUCCCCCACCAAGUGCCGGUCCUGCAGGUCGUAGCCCGCCGCCACCAUUCCGUGGCGGUCCCCCACCGCCCGUGAUUCUCGAUGACGCACGUCAGG